Messenger RNA from Theobroma umbraticum, 3014 nucleotides. The record is from RefSeq and is a predicted model, not a curated record. Lineage: Eukaryota; Viridiplantae; Streptophyta; Magnoliopsida; Malvales; Malvaceae.
AAUUAUUUUCCUACUAUGUGUCUAAACUUCUUAUAUAGCGCUAAUUUUGGCAUUUUUAGGUCUCAAUCUCGCUAGAUAUCUAAACAAGAAACAGGGUCCAGUCUGCAAUAUUUAUGCAACAUUUAUUCAUAAAGAAACAAAUUUACAUGACUUUAAUAUUCUAGUAUUUUCCCUCUGUACCCAAAAAAUGAAAAAAAAAACCCAAUGAUUUUCCUUUGACAUAACUCCAAUUUAAGAAGAAAAGGUCAAGGGUGAAAACCAGCAUAUGGUCGGUACUCUGUUUUCUGUACUCUGUCUUCCAACAGUUUUUCCUGUCUCUGGGGCUUUGCUGUUGGUGAUUAGUAAUGGCUGAGGAAUCACAAGUUCGGUUUGUUCGUUGCUUUAAGUGUAAAAAUCUGUUGCAGGAGCUUCCUGAGUACUCUGUCUACAAGUGUGGCUCUUGCGGUGCUGUACUUCGAGCGAAGAAGAAAGAGCCGGCUGGUAAUGGGUUUCUGGACAAGUCCAUUAAGGAGAAGGGAAGAGGGGGUUGUGAGGAAGUGGAUAGUCAGUUAGGUAAAGGAGGUAGUCUACGUAGUGCUUCUGAGACUGAAAUUUGUGGAGUCGAGGGUAUAAAUAGGAGAAAGGAGAGAGAUUUUGGAGAAAAAAGUAUGAAUUUCAACAGUGUUUCAGCAAGAAUAAACAAGGAGAACGUCUUCCUUGGUGAUGAUAAAAAUGUGAGGGAAUAUAGGCAAGAGCAUAAUCGAGCGGAGAAAGGAGUUGGAUAUGUUGAUAAUCAUAUGCCAUCAUCAAAGAAUCCAACGAAUAAUUGGGCUCAAAGGGAUGAUCAGGAUAUGAACAUGAACCGGUCUAAGUCUGUUAACUCAAGUAGGGGGAGCAAAGUUGAAGACUACUCCCCCAAAUUAGCAAACUUUGCUAGGUCCUUGAGGUUGAAAGGUGUUACAGAUAUGCGGGGUGUGGACAGAGAUGGGUUUGGGGGGUUUUAUAAGGGGAGCCUGAGAACAAUUGAUGAACAGGAGAGAUUUUCAGCUUUCCGUUAUCCUGAUGAGGGACCUUCAAAUUAUAGGUAUGGUUCUGUCUAUGGCUACCACAAACCAGUGAGGAGUUUUAAAUACCUAGAUGUGCCUAGUGUGAUUCAAAAUUUUGAUCGAACUCAGCUGCUCAAGGAGCUGGAUGAGUUAAAAGAUCAACUGCUCCAGAGACCCAGGGAUAUGGUUCCUAGUGAUAACAUAAUAGCUUCUGGUGACCCUCUUGGUGGUUCUAUUGGGAACAAGUCUUCUGCUCAUCAUCGUUCUGCACAACAUCCUCAUGUUUCAGAGUUGACUUAUUUAAAUCAUAGUUCUAUGAAUGAUGAUCAUCAUGUGCAGCACUAUGGAAAUGCCCAUCCAGCUUCCAAGCAUGUUUGUCGCAAGAUGCCUGGGUAUGGAGAUUCUCUCUCACCAGGUAUGCACCGAAGAUGGCAUCAGCAAGUAACCCAUAACCACCCUCAGCAUAGGACUUAUGGCUACUCUUCAAGGCAUAAUGAAGAUCUUCUUCCAUCAUAUCCAAAUCCAGAUGAAACCUUGUAUCACCUCCCUGCAUGCUCAUGUUUACAUUGCCAUGACAAAAAUUUGAAAGGCCCUUCGCAAGUCCCACCAGAUUUUAGCAAGAGAAGGUUUUUGAAGGACCCUUGCAAUUCCAAUUUCAAUCAUUAUGUGAAUUCUGAUGGAGUUCGGCAGCAUUAUCUUCCUAGAACUGCCCAAUGCCUUCAAGUGAACUUUCAAGAUUCAUCAGUGCACGUAUGGCCAAGUGACAUCGAUUCAGAUAUUGAUGGUUUUGGUCGAAGAUGUCCUAGAAGGGUAGUGCUAGCCUGCAGGGAUAAACGAAUUUGUCACCCAAUAGCCAAUGGUGCUCCAUUUAUAACAUGCCAUAAAUGCUUGGCAUUGUUAAAAUUGCCUAGGAAAUUAGGAAAAACAAUGAAGAAUGACCAGAGAUUACGAUGCGGUGCUUGUUCAACUGCGAUUGUAUUUGAAAUGGAGAAGAAGAGACUGAUUAUUUCUGUUCCUGGAAAUCCAAAGCAAAGACCUUCUGAGGCUGAACAAAAGUCUUCUGAGUUAUUGAAUGAAAGCCACCUAAGUUCUCUUGGAUGUUUUAAUGCUGGUGCCACUAUCCCCAGCUCCAGUAAUAUUGAACAUUCUGGUUAUGACCAAACAUCUUCUAAGGAAGUAGAGAGCCCUAAUAAUGUGAUUGAUUGGAAAGAUUCUCCUGGCUCUCCGGAGCAGCCAUCUAGUUACGAUAUUUCCCCUGCAGUCUCAAGUUUACCUUUUCAGGAGCAAGUCAGCAUUCCAUCAUCUAAUCAAGCAGUGAGUGGGAGUAGGAAGGGAAAUAGGACAAAACUAGUACAACAAGAGAAGGUUAUCCUGCUGAAAAAUGCCUUUCAAGUUGUCUCUGAGAAAAAUGCGCCAGUGGCAACUGAGGUGGAACUUUCAUUCAGUGGAUAUCUUAAUUCAAGUUCAUCUAAAGACACUUUGCAAGCAAGCAAAGAGGAAAACCACUUGAAACUCCACAAAGGGAGCAAAUCAUUUUUAGUCGGUCUUAUUAAGAAAAGCUUUAGAGAUUUCUCGAGAUCUAAUGAUCACAUAAAGAAUGAAAGACCUAAUGUUCUGGUGAAUGGAAAAGAUAUGUCUGACUCUGCAGUUAGAAAGGCUGAAAAGCAAGCGGGGCCAAUUCGUCCCGGAAAUUACUGAGUGGAGAAAGAAAAGCGUGGAGUUGGCAUGCGGCUCCCUGGUGUGGUUGAGUGAAUAAAGAGCUCGUUAGAUUUCUUCAACCCAUUGGAAGCAGGUGCUACAGCUUCCUCUGAUAAUUAAUCCGAAGAAGCAAUUGCUUUUUCCCCUUGCAGCCAUACUGAUAUUUGUUUGAUAAUCCUAUAAAAACCUUUUUCUAUAUGGUUGGUGGAAUGUCCAAAUCCUUUGUAAUUGGUUGUAUUUAUAACAAGAAAAGUUGGAUUAAAGAUACAUGCUUGUUUGUGCAUUUGGAUC